Molecule: messenger RNA, 6547 nt
Organism: Daphnia magna
Lineage: Eukaryota; Metazoa; Arthropoda; Branchiopoda; Diplostraca; Daphniidae
Gene: ptc
Product: protein patched
Biological process (GO): smoothened signaling pathway
Cellular component (GO): plasma membrane
Molecular function (GO): hedgehog receptor activity; smoothened binding; hedgehog family protein binding
Source: RefSeq, a predicted model, not a curated record
UUCGAAACGGUUUAGCGGAGAACGGGUGUGUGUAAAAGCUAGCGGCCAUCUCUGCCAGAGUUUUCAGUCGACAGCCAGGAAGCUAGAAGAAGAGUCGCGUGGUUUUCUCGCGCACAGUUUCACAGUUUAUUGUGUGUGUGUGUGUGUCUGUGUCCACACUUUGGCUCGUCUUGUGUCUAAUUUUCGUGUGUGUCUGUGUGUUACCACAAUUUCUGGUGUUUAGUUAUUAUUGUUGUGUGUGUGUAUAUGUGGUGUGCACCAUUGAAAGAAAACGACAUCUGCACGCGAAAGAACAGACAUUUUCCUUUUCUCGUUUGUCUCUUCCGAUUUUUGUUGGAAACAAAAACGAGUGUGUGUGUCAUCGCCACACGGAUAACCCUCGUCGGAUGGUGGUUUUUUUCCUCCUGCCCCCUUCACACACACACACACACACGAAAAAGAAACAAUUGGUUAGUGGGAGAACGGAAAGUGAAUGCCAUUCAAUUGCCGUUAAAGCCACUGGAAAAAAUCGAAAAAAAAGUUUGAAUUUCGUUGGCUAGUGUCACGAUCCCGAUGUUUGUGUGUGAAGUCCGUCAUGAAACGAGGCCAUGUUAGGCUGCUGGUCGGUUGCGACCGCUACUGCAAUAUCUGGUGAUCAUCAGCGUCGUCGAUUAGUGCCGCCGCCGAGUGUCUCGUUGUCGAAAUUGCACGACACAACGUCGUCAUCUGCGAGGAAUAGGCGACGAUUCAUUCCUUGCAAGUGGAGAAGAAGGAGGAGAAAAAUUGUGUGCACCGUUCGUGUGUCAUGGCCAUUACGAUGCAUUCGCACGCUGCAGUCGAGAAAUCGGGUAACAAACCGACGCCCCAAGACGCUUACGCCGCUCUAAGCAACGCCGUCGAUUGCGACUUGUUGACCAGGACGAGCUGGACAGAUGCCCGGCUCGCCCUUCAUCAAAUCAAAAAGGGUAAAGCAUCAGGCAACAAAGCGGCCUUGUGGCUACGAACGAAACUGCAAUGGCAUCUCUUCCACCUGGGCCGAUUCGUUCAACGGCACGCGGGCAAAGUCCUCUUUGUUGGACUGCUCGUCUUGUCCACCUUUUGCGUCGGACUCAAAUCGGCCAGCAUUCAAACGGACGUCGAGAAAUUAUGGGUCGAAGAGGGUGGCCGUUUGGAAAAGGAAUUGGCCUACAUGAGACGGACGCUGGGCGAAGGAGCCGGCUCAACCCAUCAGAUCCUCAUCCAGACGCCGAGUAACGGCCAAGGCGGCUCCUUACUGAGUCGCGACGCGCUGCUGGCCCACCUGCGGGCCGUCCACGCCGCCACCAAAGUCACCGUCGAAAUGUUUGAUACAACGUGGAGAUUAAAAGAUUUGUGCUACUCGCCCAGUUUUCCCAGUUUCGAUAUCCAGUACAUCGAUCAAAUUUUUGAAAAUAUUUUCCCUUGCGCCAUCAUUACGCCGCUCGAUUGCUUCUGGGAGGGCUCCAAGCUGCUCGGACCCGAUUUCCCCGUCACCGUCCCGAUGCUCGGAUCGGGGAUUCGGUGGACCAAUUUGCACCCGCAACGGCUGCUCGAGUCGAUGAAGUCCUUCAAUUUCAACUUUCCCUUCGACACGCUCGACGAUUUCAUGAAAAGGGCCGGAAUUACCAGCGCCUAUCAAGAGAAGCCAUGUCUGGACCCUACAGACCCUGAAUGUCCCUUAUCGGCGCCCAACAAGAACCUCACACAGAGUCCCGACAUUGGCGCCGAACUGACGGGCGGCUGUUACGGCUUCGCAACGAAAUUCAUGCACUGGCCCGAAGAUCUUGUGGUUGGCGGCACUAAAAAGAACAAAACGGGACACAUUGUCAAAGCGGAAGCCUUACAGUCGAUCCUGCAGCUGAUGGGCGAGAAAGAUAUGUACGAAUAUUGGUCGCAGACGUAUCGUGUCCAUAACCUGGAAUGGAGCCAAGAAAAAGCCGCCGACAUUCUACACGCCUGGCAGAGAAAGUUCACUCAGGAGGUUCUACGGCACGCCGCUUCGUCCAACGAAACGAAAAACUACAAGAUGCAUCCGUUUUCAUCGGCCAGUUUGGCCAACAUCAUGACGGAAUUCUCGGAAUUGAGCAUUGUCCGCGUUGCUGUCGGCUACAUCCUGAUGCUGGUCUACGCGGCAGUGUCGCUCGUCAACUGGGCCAACCCGGUGCGUUCGCAAUCGGGACUAGGCAUCGCCGGCGUCCUGUUGGUGGCCAUCACCGUAGCUGCCGGACUGGGAUUUUGCGCUCUGAUCGGCAUCGUCUUCAACGCGUCCACCACGCAAAUUGUGCCUUUCCUCGCAUUGGGACUGGGCGUCGACAACAUGUUCCUGUUGACGCACACGUACGCGCACAGCUGGGACCAACACUACCGACGAUACGGCGAUCACACGGGCGAGAUUUUGAAACGGUCGGGCGUCAGCAUUUUGCUGAGUUCGGUCAGCAACGCGUGCGCCUUCUUCGCAGCCGCCAUUAUUCCCAUCCCGGCUCUGAGGGCGUUCUCGUUGCAGGCCGGAAUCUUAGUGCUCUUCAAUCUGGCCACGUUGCUGCUCGUUUUCCCGGCUAUCAUGAGCCUGGACAUGAAACGCAGGGUUGCCAAUCGCGUCGAUUUGCUCUGCUGUUUGGCCGGAGUCGUUUCGCUCGGCUCUUCCGACUGCGAGGCGGACGCUCCGAAAGUCACGUCCGUCCAGCCGGCCGCCCCUGUCGAAUUGAAGAAGAUGGACCGAUGUGGCAAAGCUGCGCCCGGCUGUUCGACGCCGACGCUGACCAAGAAAGCGCCCGUCACCAUCAGCUCCGCGGUCCAGCAGGGCAAUGUGGCAGCUGGCGAUUGCGAGGCGGAUCCGGCCUUGGACCCCCUGAUCCACGGCGUGGCGCCCACUGCAGCUGUCGAGUGCCAGACUUGGACGCUGUCCAAAUUUGCCCGCCACUCCUACGGCCGUCUGCUGCUCAAAACGCCCGUCAAGGUGCUCGGCAUGGUUGCCUUCAUCGUCCUGCUGGCGGCCAGCGUCUGGGGCAUGAGCAAGGUCAAGAACGGACUCGACUUGACGGACAUUGUGCCCCACCAGACGUCCGAGUACUCCUUCCUGGCGGCGCACGACAAAUACUUUGGAUUCUACAACAUGUACGCCGUCACGCAGGGCAAUUUCGAGUACCCCAACAAUCAGCGUCUGCUCUACGAGUAUCACGACGCGUUCACGCGCGUCUCCACCAUCAUCAAGAACGACGACGGCGGACUGCCCGAAUUCUGGCUCAGCCUCUUCAGAGACUGGCUCAUCGGCCUGCAGAGGGCCUUCGAUCGCGACCAAGCGUCCGGCUGCAUCAACCAGGAGCGCUGGUUCGCCAACGCGUCCGACGAUGCCAUUCUCGCCUACAAGCUGCUCGUUCAAACUGGCCACGUUGACAAUCCCAUCGACAAGUCUCUGGUCGGUCAAGUCAGGCUGGUCGACGGCGAUGGCAUCAUCAACCCCAAGGCUUUCUACAAUUACUUGACGGCCUGGGUGACGAACGACGCGCUGGCCUACAGCGCGUCGCAGACGUCGUUGAGGCCCCAGCCGCGCCAGUGGUACCACAACGCCGGCGACGUGGAGCUGAAGAUACCCAAAUCGCAGCCCAUCAUCUAUGCGCAGUUGCCGUUCUACCUGAACAAUCUCGGAUCGACGGAGGAGAUCACGGACAUGAUCGAACAGGUUCGCGGCAUUUGCAAGAAAUUCGAAGAUCGAGGAUUGCCCAACUUCCCGGCCGGCAUUCCGUUCACCUUCUGGGAGCAGUACCUCAAAUUGCGUUUCUUCCUGUUCCUGGCGUUGGCCUGCGUCCUCGUCGCCAUUUUCCUCGUCCUGUGCGUCUCGCUGAUGAGCAUCUGGGCGGCGACGGUGGCCGUUUUCGUGCUGGCCGCUAUGGUGCUGCAACUGUUUGGCGUCAUGGGUUUGCUGGGCAUCAAAUUGAGCGCCGCUCCGGCCGUGAUUCUCAUCAUGGCCGUGGGCGUCGGAGUCGAUUUCACCAUCCACAUUUUGGUGGGGUUCGUGACGAGCAUCGGCGCACGGAAUCGACGCACUCAGAUGUCGCUCGAGUUGAUGAUGGCGCCCGUUGUGCACGGCGCCAUUUCCACUCUGCUCAGCAUCGUCAUGUUGGCCUUUUCCGAUUUCGAUUUCAUCGUCAAAUAUUUCUUUUACGUCCUGUCGGCUCUCGUGCUGCUCGGACUCGUCAACGGGCUCUUCUUCUUGCCCAUCUUGCUCUCCAUCGUCGGCCCACCUGCCGAGGUCAUUCCGGCCAAUGGAGAAGAUCGGAUCGCCACUCCUACGCCGAUGCCAUCGCCGUGCAUGGAACGGUGUUCCAGGCGCGGCGGAGAUUCGAGUGGAGCCGGAUUGCGGUCGCAGUCAGAGAGCGGAAGCAACAGCAAUAACAACAACAAUAACAAUAACAACCCGUCGGUGACGUAUGUUCCACGACGCUUGCGUGGCUCUGAUUUGUCCUUAACGACCAUCACCGAAGAACCGCCGUCGUGGACGUCGUCUCACGAAAUUGUCGUCCAGCCCGAAGUUGUGGUCGAGACGACAACGUGCAACGGGAACGGCAAUUGCAACUCUUCCAGUGGUAGUGACUGCAAUUCGAGCAGUAGCAGCAGCAGCAGCAGCAGCGGGUCGUCACCGCCGAUGUCGGUCACGACGACUCACGGCCGCCAACAUUACACCACCAAAGUGACGGCCACGGCCAAAGUCAAGGUGGAAGUCCACGCUCCCAUCUCGCACAGCUCGAUGGAGCCGUCCUAUUACAAACACAGGCGGCGAAGAGACGGUGGCCAAUAGUUUUUAUUUUUGUUUUUGAAAGAGACAAGAAGAAUUGGAUUGGGCAAUGAAAGCAGACGGACAUUUGAAAAAAGAAGCAACAAAAACAUUUCCUCGAUCCUUUUUGGCUCGUCUCUUUACGUUUAUUGUACAGCAGUGGGAAAACACACACGCACUCCCAUUGAAAAACUAAACAAAAGAGAAAGAGAAAAACAAAAAAUCUAUUGGAUAGUGUCCAAUCAACGCGCACGGGCCAGCCAGUGUUUCCUGUACAGCAUAUAAAAAGAAAAAGAAAGAAAAAAGAGAAAAAAAGAAAUGACUCAACAGAUCUGUAUCUAUUUAAUAAUGCCAAUUCUUCUUUUUUUUUUUUUUCUUUGAUUGUCCACAACCUUGUCGUCCAUCAUCAUGAGUCUCUAUUUUCAUGUCACGCUCCUUUCUUUUAUUUUUUGUGGUUCAAAUUUUCUAUUUUUACAAUUUUUACGUUUUUUUUUUUUUUUUUGAAAUCCGAAAUGUUCUUCAGCCAUCGGUGCCAGUUGUUUGUAUUUUGCCUCAUACGAAGUUGAAAAACUCAGGUUAAGGAACAAAGAAAAGAAGAAGAAGAAGAAGAAGAAAAAAACCUUAAAAAAAAAAAUUAUAAUAAUAACAAUUGUAAAAUGGUUCUGACUAUUAAAGGGAGAUGGGACAAGUGUCGCGAGUCCCGUUACGUCUCUUGCAAAGUUUGUGUCGUGAAAACAAAAACGUGCGUGAAACGAGCAUCGCGAGUUGAAGCAUAAUAGCCUCCCUCUUAUUUUUUUUUUAAGCCCCUACUCUUUUUUUUUUUUUUUUUUUAAGGAAAAGCAAAAAAGAAGGAUCAUGUUAAUGUCCAUCGAGCGAUUACCUCAUCCAACUGGAACGCCAAUCCAUCCAAUGAAAUUCUGAUGGAUCUUUUCAUUUUUAAAUUGAUGUUGACGAUCCCUCCAAAUUCACUCCGCCUAUUUUUUGUGUGUGUGUGUUUUGUUUUUUUUAAUUAAAAAAACAAAACAGCAACAACAAGAAAAAAGAAGAAAGAACUAUAAAUAAGAAUAUAUAUAAAUUAUGAGACUCGUCGAAUCGUUGUCCCCCUUCCAAGGCUGCCACCGAAUUCCUUUCGGUUAAUAUACAACAACACAAAAUAACCAACACAACCAAUUGAAAAUUUCAAACUUUUUGUUUUUCAUUUUUUUGUUCGCGAAAUUUCAACCCUCCCCCGCCAAUCGUCAUGCCAAGCGCCGAGCUGUUGUGACAACCAAGAGUAUUACCGUGCUAUUUUUGAAUGAUUUUAUUAAUUAUUAUUAUUUGACAACUUUUUUUUUUUAAAUUUGAAAUCUCCUGCCUGGGUUUUCUCUACACUCCUGCUCAAUUGUUUUAUUUCUUUUAUCGAUUUUUUUUUAUCGCAUUUGUCUUUAUAUGAAUGAAAUCUGCCUUCUUGACUCGUCCACCUCUUUAUCCCGCUCCCUCGCCCGAUGUUAUAUGAAGUGUUGUAAAGAAAGAAAAAACGUCAAAGAGCAAAACCAAUUUGUCAACGUUGUGUGUACCGACUGUGUACACACACUUUGAUGGACGAUCAAGGCGUCAUUAUUGCGACCCCUGUUUACUCAAAAUAAAACACAAAAGUGCAUGUGGUGUGUGUGUGUGUGUGUCAAUGAAUGUCUUGGUGUGUCUGUGACGUGUACUUGUUUUUAUGCCUGUCAUUUGUGGUGUACAGUCUGACAUUUGAUUCGAGAGUCGAAAGAAACAAGAGAAAAGAAAAGAAAUCCA